UCCAAAACAAGUGAUAAUCGCAAGUAAGCAUGGCAUCCCGCGUAAUGUGUAAAAGUCAAAUUUAGCUCUUUAAAUAAUAGGUUAUAAAUGUGUAGAAGUUGUAAAGGAAGUUAUUCCGUUAUGCAUGUGUAUUUUGUGCCUUCGAAGUUAGUAUGAAAGUGUCGAGACAAGGAAGAGUUUGGAAAAGCGCCUUGAUCCUGGCGUUUAUUCUUCCCAGCAUUGCAGUUCGUGGAUUGGUGACUCGUGAUGUGGUGAUAGUGGUGUUAAGUCAGGGGGACCCAUACCAUGCCUCUCUUGCUCAGAAUCUUCGGAGCAGCAUCCAGCAGCAAGCCCAUGAGGCAAAUCAGGUUGUGCCCAUAGUGCACCUGACUCAUGAAGACUUCCCUCAUCCUGGAGUCUGGACAGUGGUCCCUCUUUUGUCUCAAUUGUAUACAAUACAUGGGUCCAACAGUUCAUGGCUGAUCUUCUGUGAAGGUCACACCACAAUUGACUUGUUUCAGAUGUUGGAGCUUCUAAAUAAGUACAGUCCUACAGAGGAACUGUUCAUUGGUCACGCAUUACGUGACAGAGAAGCUACUAUCAUUCACCAUUUUGCCUUCUCAAAUGAUCCCCUCCAAUUCAGAUAUCCUCACUUCGCAUCAGGAUUUGCCAUGAGCCAGGCUUUGUUAAAAAAAAUUGCCUAUCGACUGGAUUGUGGCGAUCAUCCUGACAUGGACUUUUCCAUUGACCCUUCACAUGAGUUGGCUCUGUACAUAUGGGAAAAUGGAAAGGGCCCAGAACUGACACAUGCUUCCCAGUUGUGCCUUAGGAAUCAUCCCCAGUGUGCCUCAUAUCCUCUAGAGUUUCAUGCUUGUGGUAAUCCAGUAGCAAAGGAGUCCAUGUACUUUGCAGUAAAAACAUGCAGCAAAUAUCACAAGGACAGGAUACCUGUUGUGAAACAUACUUGGGCAAAGUAUGUGCUUCAUAUCGGCUUUUACAGCGAAAGCAAAGAUGCAUCAAUCCCAACAAUUGAUUUAGGAGUCCCAAACACAGAACAUGGGCACUGUGGAAAAACAAUGGCCAUGUUGAAACAUAUUGCUAUGAUCGCUCCAUCCUUACAAGACGUUAGGUGGGUUGUCAUAGCAGAUGAUGACACUAUUCUGAGUGUUGCAAGGCUUCGGCAGUUACUAAGUUGUUUUCAGCCAAGCAAGCCAUUUGCUAUUGGCGAGAGGUAUGGUUACAAUGUGCAGCGCUCACCUCAAGGCUACAAUUACAUAACUGGGGGUGGAGGAAUGGUCUUCUCCAUGGCCACUGUGCGUCAGAUCACAGGCUCCACCUACUGCAAGUGUCCAUCAGAUUCAACUCCGGAUGACAUGUUCCUCGGGAUUUGUUUAGCCAGGCUUGGUAUAACAAUAACCCAUUCACCGCUCUUUCAUCAGGCACGUCCAUUGGACUAUGCUCCAGAAUACUUGAACCCACAGUUGCCAGUGUCAUUUCAUAAGCACUGGAUGGUUGAUCCUCUCAGAGUGUAUGAGAAGUGGUUUUCUAAAGUCGACCAGCAAAUGGAAGCAGACUAUCUGGCCCAGAAGCAUGUGGAGCUGUGAAAUCAGUAUUUUAAAUCGCAAGAUCAAGGAAUGUCUUGUAUUUUUGUAUAUGAUUGUUAUUUUGUAAAGUUGAAAAUAAAUUUUUAAUUACAGA
This is a messenger RNA of Cryptotermes secundus, 1677 nucleotides long. Its product is annotated as beta-1,3-glucosyltransferase. The coding region runs from base 153 to 1583 and encodes 476 amino acids. The transcript has 11 exons. The record is from RefSeq and is a predicted model, not a curated record. Gene Ontology annotation, cellular component: membrane. Gene Ontology annotation, molecular function: glycosyltransferase activity. Lineage: Eukaryota; Metazoa; Arthropoda; Insecta; Blattodea; Kalotermitidae.